Schistosoma mattheei is the source of this 897-nucleotide messenger RNA. Lineage: Eukaryota; Metazoa; Platyhelminthes; Trematoda; Strigeidida; Schistosomatidae. The record is from the annotation of a GenBank genome assembly.
AUGUGGAUACAAACAUGGUGUGAAAAUGCUUAUCACCGUAGUAAUCGAGAGAAUCCUGAUUCAUCUAAUGAUCACUUCCAUCAUAUGCAAUCGAUUCCAUACAAUUAUCCUUCCACUCAUGAAAAUUUGAUACAAAAUGAUAAUCCUAAUAUAAUCAAUUCAUUCUCUUAUAAUAAUAAUUUUAUUAAUACUAGACUACCAAUAUCAUUUUUACAAAUUCCAACUUCAUGUAAUCAUGCGAACUCAACAAUGAUUGUGUCACAUUAUUCAUCAUCACCGGUUACUUUGGAUUACUGUAAUAAUGAAAAUACAAAUAAUAUAAUGAGUAACACACUAACGAAUUAUGUUACUCCAAAUGAAUCUAUAUCACUAAAUCCUAUUGGUAAUGAUAAUAAUAGUAGAAAUAUGAAUAAUAUUGAAGAUAAUAAUGAUUAUGUUGAUAUUCAGCAUCAAGACGGCAACAAGAUGAAUGAAAGAGAAAAUUUGCCUUUACCGAACCAUGACCUUGUACAAGAGCAUUCUGACCAGUGGGAUCGAACGAUAAAAAAUCCAUCUGAACAAAUGAAUAAUAUCAUGACAAAUACUAUCAGAGUAAAUAGUACAGAAAAUAAUCAAUUUUAUGAACAAUUAAAUCAACCAAAUAUAGAUACAAAAUCAGUUAAUUUUAAUAAUUGUCUUUGUAACCAAUCUGACAUGUAUGCGGAGAAAAUUAAUUCCAAUUAUUCUGAAACAUCUUCUUCAUUGUGUGAAUUUCAAUGUACUGAAAUACCAGAAAUAUCAAAUCAUUUAUUAGAAUCCACUGAAAAAUUUAUCAUCAUCAACAUCAUAACCAAUUUAAUGAUAAAACUAAUCGAUAUUGUAACAAUCAAAAUGUUCAACAUGAUUGGUCAAUAUUAA